AUGGUGCUGUGGUCGCAAUUCCUCGUCUCCGCCUCGGAGAUGGUAGUGAACGGGUCAGCAACCGACAGUUUCCAUUUGCACCUAGACAAAAUUGAUGAGAGUUGGGUGCAAAAACUACCGGCCCUGGAUUAUGCCAUUAUCUCCGCCGGCCACUGGUUCUUUAGAACCAACUACGUGUCCGAGGGUGGUCGUUUUCUUGGAUGCAUUUACUCCCACGAUCCUAACGCAACGUACCUGACCCCUGACAUUGCCAUCCAAGGAGUUUUUAGGCUUGCUCUUAAGUCCAUCAACGACUGCAACAACUGCUCGAGGAUGCUAACUUUAGUGAGAACAUUUUCACCAGCCCAUUUCGAGAAUGGCGCAUGGAACAUGGGAGGGACUUGCAAUAGAACAAGCCCACUUGCUCCAGAAGAGAUUAACUACAAUGGCGUGGAAUGGGAUAACAGGAAUGUCCAAUUAGCAGAGGUUGAAAAUGCACACAAAUUGGGAGAGAAGAGGGGGAGAACAUUUGAUGUUAUAGAUGUUACUGGAGCUAUGUCAAUGAGGCCUGAUGGCCACCCUGAUGUACAUUGGGAUCCCUUCUGGGCUAAGGGAACCAGCGAUUGCAUCCAUUGGUGCUUGACGGGGCCGGUUGAUACUUGGAACGAAAUUUUACUUGAAACACUGAGAAGCUUCUGCUUCCUGUUUGCUUCCAACACUCUCAAGUCCACCUUCGAACAUGGAGACUCAGACUACCCCGAGCAAAGGAACUCCUUAAACCAGCCCGGCAACGGUAGGCCAGAAACUGAAAAGUGUGACCUAUCGAAGGGUCGUUGGACUCAAGAUGCUAGAGGGCCUUUGUAUACAAAUUUCAGCUGUAAAACACUCCCUUACCAGAGGAACUGUUUCUUGCAUGGGAGGAUGGACAGGGACUUCCUUCAAUGGAGAUGGAAGCCCGAUGAAUGCGAACUUCCUGUCUUCAAUCCCAGGAGCUUUCUAAACAUUGUUAAAGGAAAGACGAUGGCUUUCAUAGGUGACUCACUUGCCAGGAAUCACAUGAAUUCGCUUCUCUGUUUAUUAUCUGAGGAGGAAACCCCACACGAAGUAUACAGGGAAGAUGAGGAAGGGAAGACCAUAAUAUGGCACUUGCCUCGUAACAACUUCACCAUCAUGGUGCUGUGGUCCCCAUUCCUCGUCUCCGCCUCAGAGAUGGCAGUCAACGGCACCGAAACCGGCGGUUUUCAUCUACACCUAGACAAGAUUGAUGAGAGUUGGGUGCAAAAACUACCAGCCCUAGAUUAUGCCAUUCUCUCAGCCACCAACUGGUUCUUCCGACCCAACUACGUGUACGAGGGUGGUCAUUUUCUUGGAUGUAUUUACUGCUCGGACCCAAACGUGACGCACCUUGGCCCUGACAUUGUCAUACAAGGAGCUUUUAGGCUUGCUCUUAAGUCCAUCAACGAUUGCAACAGCUGCUCGAGGAUAGUAACUUUACUGAGAACAUUCUCACCAUCCCAAUUCGAGAACGGCACUUGGAACACGGGAGGGACUUGCAAGAGAACACGCCCAUUUGCUCCAGAAGAGAUUAACAACGGUGGCCUGGAUUUGGUUUACAGGAACGCCCAACUGGCGGAGAUUGAUAAUGCCCGCAAAUUGGGAGAGGAAAAGGGAAGAGCAUUUGAUGUUAUAGAUGUUACUGAAGCUAUGCUAAUGAGGCCUGAUGGCCAUCCUGGAUUACAUUGGGAUAACCGAUGGAACAAGGGACUGAGUGAUUGCCUCCAUUGGUGCUUGCCAGGGCCUGUUGAUACUUGGAAUGAAUUUUUACUUGAAUUGCUCCAAAGACAUUCCAGCUUUCUCUUAGCUCUUGAAGUCAUGCAGCAGCAGAAAUUAAAAAAUUAGUACUGCAACAGUGAAAGAGUUUUGGACUCCAAGAAAAAAGUCACCAAUGAAGCAACAGUUUGAUAGAGGUUUAACCGGUCUUAGAGGCAAUGAUAUGUGGGCUGUGUUUUUGCAGUUAAUAUUGAAGGGACUCUCAGCAAUUAUAACAGUAA
Coffea arabica (coffee) is the source of this 2030-nucleotide messenger RNA. RefSeq names its product xyloglucan O-acetyltransferase 3-like. The record is from RefSeq and is a predicted model, not a curated record. Gene Ontology annotation, molecular function: O-acetyltransferase activity. Gene Ontology annotation, cellular component: Golgi apparatus. Lineage: Eukaryota; Viridiplantae; Streptophyta; Magnoliopsida; Gentianales; Rubiaceae.